This is a messenger RNA of Aureobasidium musti, 660 nucleotides long. The record is from the annotation of a GenBank genome assembly. Lineage: Eukaryota; Fungi; Ascomycota; Dothideomycetes; Dothideales; Saccotheciaceae.
AUGGCUAGUCAACACCGCGAAGAUUAUGUGCUCAUCGAGAUCCACGAAGACACCAAGCUCUAUACAUUCCAGUUCCUCAAGGAUGUGAUCUGUUCGGUAUCUCCCUUCUUCCAGAAGGCGUUCCAGGGCUACUUCCUGGAGUCCAGAACGAAAGUCAUCGACAUCAGCGAUGUGGCCGUAGAAAACUUCCGCAUUUUCGCGAAAUGGGUCACAACUGGCCAACUUGAGCAGCAGCCUCUGGAUAUCAUGUUGGAGCUGUAUGUCAUGGCCGACAGAUUGGAUAUCCCAACUUUCCGUGGCGCUAUCAUUGACAACCUCACUUCAUAUCAUUGUUUCAAAUUCGACUUCGAGGUCCCGGAUACUCUCCUCAUCGUGUUUAUGAUGGAGAACAUCCCGAAGUCCUUGCCUAUUCACGCUCUAUUGGCUACAGCAGUCGCCAGAGUACUGUAUCACAAGCCGGAAGGGCUCGAGUAUCUGCCUUAUGGAUUCGCUGUUCGAGUUCAAAAUUAUCUGGACAAACCUUACGGUAUCUGUGAUGCAUGCCUCGACCACGACCAAGACCACGACCACGAUGGAGAAACCCAUAACAUUGCUGAUAACUGCGAACACUUCUUCAAUCAGCCCAGCGAUUUUGAUCCACACCGCUAUCAGGAGGGAUAG